GCCCCCCACGCUAUCUUGUAGACACAUUUUUGUCUUGCUUGGCAAGCUAACCAGAUCUUUCCCCCAAUGCUCAACACCAAAUUACAAUCAGAUAUAGCUAGCUGACGUUACAUGUGAUUCUGUAAUUUCAAACUAUCUUAGCUAUGUUGAUGGUUUGCUAAGCAAGUGUAUAUUUUGGGCACAUUUGGAAUACAAUGCCAUCUUCGAUGGAAGGAUCUUCUAGAGAAGGUGACCUGUUUACUGUGAAACAUGAGCUGAAAAAUGCCAACCUGACCGGCCACAUAGAGAGGGUGGGCAUCGAGAACUUUGAGCUGCUAAAGGUGCUGGGAACUGGAGCCUAUGGCAAGGUGUUCCUGGUGCGCAAAGUGAGCGGUCACAAUGCAGGGCAACUAUACGCCAUGAAGGUGUUGAAGAAGGCCACAAUAAUACAGAAGGCCAAGACAGCAGAGCACACACGCACAGAGAGACAGGUUCUGGAACACAUCAGGCAGUCACCGUUCCUCGUUACCCUCCACUACGCCUUCCAGACGGACACCAAGCUGCACCUCAUUCUAGAUUAUGUGAACGGUGGGGAGCUCUUCACACACCUGGUGCAGAGGGUUCGGUUCAAGGAGCAGGAGGUAGCUUUGUACAGUGGAGAGAUGGUGCUGGCACUGGAGCACCUACACCAGCUGGGGAUAGUCUACAGAGACCUGAAGCUGGAGAACAUCCUCAUGGACUCCAGCGGGCACAUAGUGCUCACAGACUUUGGCCUGAGCAAAGAGUUUGAUGAGUUGGAGAGGGCUUACUCUGUCUGUGGGACCAUUGAGUACAUGGCCCCAGAGAUCGCAGUGGGAGGAGAGGCUGGACAUGACAUGGCAGUAGACUGGUGGAGCCUUGGGGUAUUGAUGUAUGAACUUAUGACAGGCGGAUCACCAUUCACCGUCGAUGGAGACGACAACUCUCACACAGAUAUUGCCAAGAGGAUCUCAAAGAAGGACCCUCCGUUCCCCAAAGACAUGGGCCCUCUGGCCAAAGACCUCAUCCAGGGCCUCCUCAUCAAAGACCCAAAGAAGAGACUGGGCUCUGGGCCUGACGGAGCAGAAAACGUUAAGAAACAUCCAUUCUACCAGAAGAUUAACUGGGAGGACUUAGCAGCUAAGAGGGUGCCCGCCCCGUUCAAGCCGGUGAUCAGGGAUGAGCUAGAUGUCAGCAACUUUGCGGAGGAGUUCACUGAAAUGGACCCCACCUACUCCCCUGCAGCUCUGCCCCAGAACUGUGACCGCAUCUUUCAGGGCUACUCAUUCAUGGCCCCCUCCAUCCUGUUCAAGUGGAACGCUGUAAUGGAUGACACACUACAGCUGUGUGGAGGAUCAGGGUCACAGAGGCCGGGGUCUGCUGCUGUGGCCCGCAGCGCCAUGAUGAAGGACUCUCCGUUCUAUAUGAACUAUGAGAUGAACCUGAAGGACAAUCCUCUGGGCGAGGGCAGCUUCUCCAUCUGUAGACAGUGCACCCACAAGAAGACUGGCCAGAAGUACGCUGUGAAAAUCGUCAGCAAGAGGAUGGAGGCCCAGACACAGAAAGAGAUUGCAGCUCUGAAGCUCUGCGACGGCCACCCCAACAUCGUCAAGACUCACGAGAUUUACCAUGAUCAGCUGCAUACGUACCUGGUGUUGGAGCUGCUGCGUGGCGGAGAGCUGCUGGAGAGGAUACGGAGGAAGCAGCACUUCAGUGAGACUGAGGCCAGCCGCAUCAUGAGGAGACUGGUGUCAGCCGUCAGCCACAUGCACGAUGUAGGAGUGGUGCACAGGGACCUCAAGCCAGAGAACUUGCUGUUCACAGACGAGAGUGAGAACUCUGAGAUAAAGAUCAUAGACUUUGGCUUCGCCCGGCUGAAGCCCCCAGACAACCAGCUGCUGAAGACGCCGUGUUUCACCCUGGCCUACGCUGCGCCGGAGAUCCUCAAAUACGACGGCUACGACGAGUCAUGUGACCUCUGGAGCCUGGGCGUCAUCCUGUACACCAUGCUGUCGGGUCAGGUGCCAUUCCAGUGUCAGGGGAAGAGUUUGACCCACACCAGCGCUGAAGAGAUCAUGAGGAAGAUUAAACAGGGAGACUUCUCCUUCGAGGGCGAGGCCUGGAGGAGUGUCUCGCAGCAGGCCAAGGACCUUAUACAAGAGCUGCUGACAGUGGACCCUGACAAGCGGAUCAAGAUGUGUGGUCUGAGGUACAACGCCUGGCUCCAAGACGACAGCCAGCUCUCCUCCAACCCUCUGAUGACACCAGACAUCCUGGGCUCCUCCACCACCGUGUCCGUACACACCUACGUCAAGGCUACCUUCAACGCGUUCAACAAGUGUAAGCGGGAGGGUUUCCGUCUGCAGACGGUGGACAAGGCCCCGCUGGCCAAGAGGAGGAAGAUGAAGAAGACCAGCACCAGCACAGAGACCAGGAGCAGCUCCGGUGAGAGCACCCACUCCUCUUCCUCUUCCUCCCAGUCCCACCAGGACACCCACUCCUCUUCCUCCUCCUCCCAGACCCACCCGGACACCCACUCCUCCUCCUCCUCCCAGACCCACCCGGACACCCACUCCUCUUCCUCCCAGACCCACCAGGUGAAGACUGGUGGAGACCCCAACCCUCCACCCCAGCCCUCCAACACCACCCCUGUCACGACACCCCUCGCCCUGGGCUCAGACAGCGACCCUGCCCCGGAACGCCCGCGCCCUCCAGCCUUCCACUUCUCACAAUGAGAGACAGGCGGUGUAUUAAAAGGGGAUCAGCCUGAGCACGGCUGAUUCGCUAAUCUUAAUUUGUAGGUCAGUCUUUCUGUGCGGUCACAUGCGGUCGAUCUCAAAACACGCACUGAGCGAGCGAGGGGAAAGAAGGCAGGGAGAAGGCCUGAGUCGUCAGAAAGAUGGCUGGACGGACGGCAGGGAGAACCCUCUAUUGUUCUAUCCCUCUCUUGCUCUCCUUCCAUGGCAGCUCGCAGUCAAUCAGUCACACGCAUGGACAGCAAGCGCACGCACACCUCCAAAACCGAGCAUGCAGCGGGAACAGGAACCACCUCUCGGUCAUUGCUAGCAGUAGACACACGCCAAAUGAUAAGGGCUGCUCUAUGGAUUCAGGACUAGACAGCGGCGAGAACCCUCUACAACCACAACUCUGUUUCAGUCAUGUCUUUUUGUUGGUUAGUUUGUCAGUUUAGUAGAUGGUCGUCCUGGUUGUGUUUCUUGGUCUCUUUUUAUACUGGUAUGUUGCGUUAUUGUAAAAAUGGACCGCUAAGCAACAAGUACUGCAGCUUCUCACAUUGGGGUGAACCUCUAGUUUUUAAAGCGGAGCACAUAUAUUUUGCAGGAUUUUAUGUAUGACAAUAAUGCAGACCGAAAUUCUUUCUUCUUUUUGUGUGAACUUAUUAAUGGUUCACAGCUGUUUAUGAUAGAUGGAAAUGCUCAGACCACCAACCUGAGAUCUAGACCCAGUGUCACCUCAUUGCAAAACGUUUCAAUGGCAGGUUGAUGUUAUGUUUCAGGCCUAGUCAGUGUUUUGUUGUGGACGACAAAUAGUAGGGUAGGAUCCUCAUAUACAUCAACUUGUCUUGAAGGUGGCAGGGGAGUUACAAGUACUGUGCCAAAAACCUCUGCCUUUUCUACAUUAGAUUCUGUCUGUGUCUGUGUCUGUCUCUCUGUCUGUGUCUGUCUCUCUGUCUGUGUCUGUGUCUCUGUCUCUCUGUCUGUGUCUCUGUCUCUAAAGUUUUA
Molecule: messenger RNA, 3737 nt
Organism: Oncorhynchus kisutch (coho salmon)
Lineage: Eukaryota; Metazoa; Chordata; Actinopteri; Salmoniformes; Salmonidae
Gene: rps6ka5
Product: ribosomal protein S6 kinase, polypeptide 5
Exons: 17
Coding region: 195-2732 (845 amino acids)
Biological process (GO): intracellular signal transduction; protein phosphorylation
Molecular function (GO): protein serine/threonine kinase activity; magnesium ion binding; ATP binding
Source: RefSeq, a predicted model, not a curated record